Molecule: messenger RNA, 309 nt
Organism: Didymodactylos carnosus
Lineage: Eukaryota; Metazoa; Rotifera; Eurotatoria; Philodinida; Philodinidae
Source: the annotation of a GenBank genome assembly
AUGGAAGACGAGCGCCUUCCAGAAGCCGAUGCACGUGAUACAAUGGUUAACACAAAUGCAUCAACAAAUAUCGCUGGUAUUACUAGCACCAUACCCAUUGCAAAUAAUAUUACUAACGUAAACAGUACGCAUACAUCAAUGGAUUCAUCGACAAAAUCAUUGAGUCCACAAUCGGCAGUACGAACAGUUGUGAAAAGUCGGUGCCGAUCACCAAUAUACAAACUGCAUAAUGGUGCCGGAUCGAUCGAUAUGCCGAUAGCUGGUUUACCGCUCGGUAUCGGUUUCUUUUUUGUAUUUAGAAGAUUUUAG